Molecule: messenger RNA, 1129 nt
Organism: Pectinophora gossypiella (pink bollworm)
Lineage: Eukaryota; Metazoa; Arthropoda; Insecta; Lepidoptera; Gelechiidae
Product: transmembrane protein 223
Exons: 2
Coding region: 100-777 (225 amino acids)
Biological process (GO): nervous system development
Cellular component (GO): mitochondrion
Source: RefSeq, a predicted model, not a curated record
CCAAAACGUCACAUGCAUGACAUCUAUCAGCUGUUCUUGUUUUGAGGUUAUGGGAAACUUUCUAUAUUUUACACAAAUUAAGACAAGAAUAUUCGCACGAUGACGUUUUUAUCAUAUGCUUCAAGAAUAUUGAGGCAAGGCGUUUCCUUGCGAUACCCUUUAUCGUGUAAUAACUGUACAAAUAACGUGAGAAAUCUGACUUCAAAAUCGGUCACUACUAAAACGAUUCAUGAUGUAAACACAAAUGUUGCUAAAGACGUUAUUCUGUUUAAAUACGAGAAUCCGAAGUUUUACCAAUACAUGAAUCUAUUCGCCGUGAUUCAGUAUAUGUUUUGGAGUUACCUGGGUGUGUUUGCAUUCACGACGUUGAGGGACGCGCCGGUCGACCAAUCCAAAAUAAACGAAGACACGCCGUGGUACAGGAGGAUAAACCUUGGAGAAAACAAGUAUAGAAAUACAUUAGGAGCCGUCGCUAUUCUUGUUGGUACUGGUUCUCUAGGAAUGAUAUGGAUGUAUACACUGAAAUCAGUUCGGUACCUGAUUCUCAACAAAGGAGGGAGACACGUGACAUUUGUCACUUACGCUCCGUUUGGCAAGAACAGAAUGAUGACUGUGCCCUUAGAAAAUAUCUGCUGUAAGGAAAAUAGAACAAACGCUAGAGUGCAGUUGCCGUUGAAAGUCAAAAACACUUGGAUGCAUUACAUGUUGGAUAUGAGAGGAGAGUUCAAGAAUCCGUUGCUGUUUGAUUCAACAGCAGGUUUGGCUAGAAAAUGGUAGUUAGUUUAUAAAUAAUUUCAUGUCCUUCAUAUGUAGCUCAUUGCCUCAACACGAGCAUUUAAAAACCACCUAAACUAAGGAGUCAGCAACAGGUUUUCAGAAAUUUGAAAAAAUAUUACUACAUUUUCACAAGUAAGUGACAAGUUUCUGAUUCAGAAACUUGUGAAAAUGUAGUAAUAUUUUUUCACAAAAAUGUUUGACUGAAAGGAUUUUUUUGAUCAUACACUCAUACCCAUUCUAGAUAUAUUUGUUGUGGAUUUAAAAUUGUUUUCCAAAGGACUGAGUGGAGUGCAAGAAUAACGGUCAUCAUGUAAAUAAUAAAUGUAAUUGAAUUACAUUAAUGUAAUGUAAU